Molecule: messenger RNA, 3898 nt
Organism: Effrenium voratum
Lineage: Eukaryota; Dinophyceae; Suessiales; Symbiodiniaceae
Source: the annotation of a GenBank genome assembly
AAAAGCCCCUUGGUCCGCUUCCGCUUCGGCUGCCGGGGCUUCUCUUUUCAAAGGAAAGCGGCCAUGAGGUAGACCCAACGACCCCUCGUGAGGGGAAGCGAUGGGCAUCAUCCUGGCAAAGCGGGAGGAGGAGCGCAACGUGUUCAAUCAGACCCGCGCACGCGCCGCUGCUUACCUCGAGAAGUGCAGGCCCGACUACAUCGAGGACGAUGUGCUGUUGGGCCUUGCUCCUGCCGAUGAGGACGCUGAAGAGAAGGAUGAGGAGGAGGAUGCAGAGGAGAAGGCGGAGGAUGACAUUGACCUCGAUGCCGAUGAGGAGGAUGAGGACAAAGAGGAGGACGAGAAGAAGCUCAUGGCCGAGGCCAGCUCCAGGGCCAAGGAGCGCGUGCAAGCGGAGCUCAAGAAGUUUCGGCAGGCGGCUGUCAAAGGCAAUAGGUGGAAGCUCUUGCAGAUGACCCGCUCUCCGCAUUUGGCCAUCGACUCCCCAGACCAGUACGGGCGCACUGCCCUUCACCUAGCCUCGGAGCACGGGCAGCACCGGGCGGUGGAGAUCCUUCUGGGGGCGCGCUCACGCCAUGAUAUAAAGACCAAGAUGGGCUGGACCCCGAUGCACAUCGCGGCUUUCCAUGGCCAGGUGGCCUGUAUCAAUCUUUUGCUGCAGUCCACGGCGGAUGUGAACGCCAAGGAGAAGCACGGCUGCACCCCGCUGAUGUUUGCAUCCUCAUCUCCAAAGCUCUACAUGGUGGACUUGGUCUCAAAGAAAGACCGAGCAAGGAGGCUCAAGGCCCGCCAAGACGCGCUCAAGGCACUCAGGGAGCAGGAAGAGGAUCGCCUUGAUGCGGACCUCGCAGCUGGCCUCGGCAAAGAGAUGGGCGCCGGCAGCAUCCAGACCACCGCCCCCAACGUGGUGUGGAAAUUCUAUCCCAACCGCAUCGAGAUACUGGUGCUGAACGCCCUGCUCUCAUCGCCCAAGAUCAAGGUGGACGCCUUCGACGCGCGGCGGCGCACGGCGCUGCUCUACGCGGCGCGGUACGGGCGCACCUUCGCGGUGUCGCGGCUGCUGGACGCGCGGGCGAACAUAGGCUUCGCGGACCGCGAAGGCCAAGUGCCGCUCUUCGCGGCGGCCUGCAACGAGCACCUGGACACCGUGGAUCUCUUGCUGCGGGCGGGGGCCAACAUCAAUACCACGGACCAGUACUUCCGGACACCUCUCCAUGGGGCUUUGGAAGAUGGCGACGAGAGCAUGGCCAACCUCCUGCUGAAAGCUGGCGCCAGCGUGAACGCGUACGACUGUGAGGGUCGUACGCCCAUCAUGCUGGCCAUGGACAAGGGGAACAGGCGAUUGUUCUCCAAGAUUGUCGAGAAGAAGUCGAACCUGGACGUCUUGGACAAGAGAGGAUGGAACGUGGUCAUCUAUGCCAUCGAGACACAAAUGUUGACAGAUGUGUACCCACUUCUCAUGAAGCUCAACAAGAACGCGGCCAUCAUCUUGCGCGCCCGAGAUCCUCAGGGCUUGAACGCCUUGCACCACGCCACGCAGCUCGCGAACGCGGAGCUGUCCACGAAAUGCGUCCAGCAGCUGGCGAACCUCGACUUCGAGGCUGCGAGCAUUGGGGACUGCAACGGGGACACCGCCAUCCACUCGGCGGCCGAACGGGGGCGAUUGGAGGUCUUGCGGAUCUUCAUCGACCGCCUGCCCUCGCUCGACUUCCUCAACAACCGAGGAGAGACGCCGCUUCACUACGCUGCGCGCGGGGGGCACAUGGCCUGCGUGGUGGCGCUGCUGCACGACGCGGGGCGCCAGGCCUCCUGCGACGCGGGGGCCAUCGACUCCAAUGGUUGGAACCUGCUGAUGCACGCCUGCGUGUCCGGCCACCUGGACUUGGUGAACCUCUUGCUCCAGAACCGCGAGGGCCAGCAUCCAGAUCUCGCCUUCACACCGCUGGACGUGAACCACGCGGACUUGGGGGGGGUCAACGCGCUCUGCGUGGCUGCCAGGGAAGGGCACUGGCAGCUGUUGCCCUCACUGGUACUGUCCGGCUCCAACACUGCUGCAAAGGAUCGUGACGGCUUCACGGCGGUGCACUGGGCAGCCAUGGAGGACGAAGCUUUGACCAUGAAGGCCUUGCUGGACUUGGGCCUCGAUGCGAAUGCCAAGGACUUCAAGGGAUGGACUCCCUUGAUGCACGCCUGCGCCCGCGGAGCGGAUGAAGUGGUCCGCGUGCUUGUUGACUUCUCUGCAGAGAUCGAUGCCCGCAAUUGGGACGGCGACACGGCGCUGCAGAUCACACAGCGGCGGCGAGAUCCGCCAGACGUGGUGGCUGUGACGAAGGACAUCCUGCUGGAUGGCAUCAUGACGAGCGCUGAGCCCGCCAAGGGCUCGGUGAAGGCUCAUGGGCACAUGAUGGUCUCUGUCCUGGAGGCGACUGAUCUAUACCUGGAGGGCAAAACUGGCUUUGUGAAUGCCUACGUGAACCUUCAGCUUCGAACCCAAAACGGCGCACGACCCCAGGCGGCCUUUACCUCCUGCGUGCUGCAGAACUCAUCUCCCGAGUGGCACGAGGUCUUCCGCUUCGACACCCUGCGCUUGGAUCCCACCGCGGUCUUGGUGGCCUGGGUGGUCGCGGCUCCCGGGGAGAACGUGAAGGAGGUCAUGGACGGAGCCGCCCUGGGACUGGAUGAGGAAGAGCUGCAAAACCUCUCGCACAUGGAGGCGGUCACUGGAAAGACUUUGCACCAGGAGAAGCCGCAGUUUACCUCCGCCCUCCAGGAGUCGUUCCAGCGCCUCAUGAAACGAGCAGACCGCGAAGAGGAUUCCGAGGUGAUGCGUUUGCGCAAGCUGGCGAUGGCUCAGCUCACUGGUACGGAGCCCACAGAAGAUCUGAAGUUCUCUCAGAAGCAGGUCAAGGGGGAGGGCGGCCUGGCUCUCACCGAGCGGCGCUGGAACGAGGUCUCCAAUCUCCGCGAGGUUCUGGCCCGCAGUGGCUGCGACGUGCCUGAGCCGCUGGUACCCCGAACCCACCUUCCGCUGGGCUGCGUGGUGGUGCGCUACCGACACCUGCGGCAAGCCGUGUGGGGCAGCGAGCCCGUCACGGUGGUCCGCACCCUGCGCCUCAGUUGUCGUGGGAGUCUCCGCGUCCAGAUCGACUUUCGGCCUCGGUUCUUCGAGUGCAAAGAGGAGGAUCGCGCGAAGCUGCUGUCCCCCGAGGAGGAGGAUGAGUUGUACCGGAUCACGCCCGGCACAGAAGAGGACGAGAAGAGAGAAGCUCUCAUGUGGCAGGAAGAUAUGGAGAAGAAGAAAGCUGACAAGGAGCGGCUCAGCCUUGACCUGGUGGGCAAGAUCAAGGCCAAGCAAGUUGUCCUCAGCGCUGACGAGGCUUUGGAGCGUGCGAAGAGGAUCCGGCACAUGCGAGAUCCCGAGGUGCUCCUGCGGCGCUUUCAGCAAGUCUCCCACUGGGCCAGCUCUGUGCUUAAGAUCCGCGAGGAGUUCCGCAACGCCGAAGUGGAGCGGGCGCGGCAAGCAGCGCGGCAAGCGGAGCUCUUGGCCAGUGAAGCGAAGAAGGGCGACAACCACGACAAAAACAAAGUCCGGACUGUGGGCCUCACCUCCAAGAUGAAGACCUAUGUGCGGACCAGAUACAAGGCGUGGGCUGAGGAGAAAGCCUUCAAAGAGAGGGCGCUGGACCAACCCAUCGGCUCGGUCGACAUGGGGGAGAUGCUGAAGUUGAAGGCGGUGCCAGGGGUACCGGUGCCAAAGAAAGUGCCGGCGCCCCACAUUCCGAGACUGAAGGCGGAGCGUUGGGUCGAGGACUUUUUAGACGGAUCCCGCAUGAUUUGAGAGCGCAACAGAUGCUUGGCCCAUCCGUCCGGCAGGAAAGGCGGCCACGGGUUUGAGAUC